AUGGAGUCGAACUUCGUUUUCUCAACUUACGUUGCGCUGGAACAAAACGAUACGACAGUUGAAUACAAUAACGUGGAAGAUCCAGAUGCAGUAACACUACUAUCUAUACUUCUUGUUGGUAUAUUUUUGUCGUUGUUAAUAUUUGUCAGCACCGCCGGAAAUAUACUAGUCUGUAUAGCAAUCUACACCGACAGAGGUCUCAGGCGCAUCGGGAACUUAUUCCUGGCAUCUUUAGCCAUCGCAGAUAUGUUAGUCGCUGCUGCCGUCAUGACCUUUGCUGGUGUCAACGAUUUAUUAGGGUACUGGGUUUUCGGUGAACAGUUUUGUGAUACUUGGGUGGCAUGUGACGUCAUGUGUUCAACUGCCUCUAUCUUAAAUUUAUGCGCCAUCUCAUUGGACAGAUACAUUCAUAUUAAAGAUCCUCUCAGAUAUGGGCGCUGGGUUACAAGGCGUGUUGCUAUUGUUACGAUAGCUUUAAUCUGGCUUUUAGCUGUACUUGUGAGUUUUCUGCCCAUAUCACUGGGACUCCACCGACCUCCAGAAGAAGCUGUAGCGACUGAGAGACCACCCCGAUAUCCAACUUGCGCAUUAGUAUUAACACCAACUUAUGCCGUCGUAUCAAGUUGUAUAUCAUUUAUUUUGCCGUGCAUCGUUAUGAUAAGCAUAUAUUGCAGGCUCUAUUGCUACGCCCAGAAACAUGUGAAGUCCAUUAGAGCUGUCACCCGCACAGUUCAGCUGCCGGAUAAUCGGACUAAGUCAAUCCGGACAAGGGUGCAAACCCAUGUUCAUUCAUCGCCCUACCACGUGUCUGAUCACAAAGCGGCCAUUACCGUCGGAAUCAUAAUGGGAGUGUUCUUAUUGUGUUGGGUGCCAUUUUUCUGUGUUAAUAUUGUGGCAGCGUUUUGUAAAACAUGUAUACCAGAUCUGGCAUUCAAAAUUUUAACGUGGCUAGGUUAUUCAAAUUCAGCGUUCAAUCCGAUUAUUUAUUCAAUUUUCAAUACGGAAUUUCGGGAGGCGUUCAAAAAAAUUCUAACUUCAAGGUAUCCACUUUGCUGUGGGUACGAGACAGUGAGAGCACAUACUCCAACACGUAACGACAACUUUGUUACUGAUUACGGAACGAAAACACUAGUAGUGCGGAGAAGUGGGUCUUUAGGAAUGUCGGCAGUAGAUCCUACGCCUCGGUCAUCGGCAGAAUCCGUUAGACCCUUAAAAGACUAUCAUAUUUGA
Molecule: messenger RNA, 1230 nt
Organism: Parnassius mnemosyne (clouded apollo)
Lineage: Eukaryota; Metazoa; Arthropoda; Insecta; Lepidoptera; Papilionidae
Source: the annotation of a GenBank genome assembly